UAUUGCUUUGGUAGUUCAUGUUGUUGCUUUACAGGUCCCUCUGAGAGAGCUGGUGAGCUACUUGACUGCAGCCAGCGCUCUCCAGAUGAGCCAGGUGGUGGACAAAUGCACAGAAGCGGUCUCCCUUUACCUCAGUCCCACUCUUGCAUUUUUAAAACAGAAUCCAAGCAGAAGCUGGCUGGAUUCCAGCUGCGAUGAUCAGAAGGAAAAGGAUGAAGUCCAGUCCAGAAAUCAAGAGGUAAAGGAAGGGCGAGUGUCCCCGACUCAGCCAAAGCUGAAAGCGAGCCAACAAGCGGAGGCAGUUGGACAAAAACAAAGAGAGCCGAAAGAGAAAAUGAAGUUAACUGAAAUAGUCCUGGAGUCUGACAAAAUUUCCAAGAUCAGAGGUGAUACAAGUCAUGAAGAACUACCAGAAAGCCCUCAAAAACCACAAGAAGAGGAGGAGGGAAAUGUAUACUCACUGAUAGAACAACUUCAACCAGAUGAAGAUAAAACUGACUCGACUUUGUUAACCCACCCAGGAGAACAGGUGACAAAAAGUCACAUGACUGCAGAAGAUGUCUCAGAGCAUUCAGAAAACGCCUCAGUUCAGAGACCAUACCUGUGCAGAAAGUGCGACAAAGUCUUUCAACACCUCGAGAGCUACAUGGACCAUGUGAAGGAGAGCAAAGAGUAUUUCUGUUUGGUCUGCAAGAAAAGCUUUUCAGGGAGGGCACACUUGACUCGGCACAUUUGCACCUACACCGCUGCCAAGCCCUUCCGAUGUCCGCUCUGUCACAAGACGUUUACGAAGAAAGCUUUGCUGCAAGAUCACUUCCACCUGCACACAAGGGAGACACCAUGAAAGUGUGCUCUGCACCUCGCACUUAAAUGAAAUUUAGGAGCAUCGUGCAUCAGACAAGCUUGAGGAGCAGUAGCUUUUUGCAGAAAACUUUGAUCAUAUUGAUACUUUUAUUGUUUUUUUUCAUUCAUUUUCUUAUGCAUCAUUCUGGAUGUUGCUGCUGAUCGUAUACUUGAUUUAAAGUUUUGAUGAGAGCAUGCAUAAAAUAUGGUAGAACAACAUUUCAUCUACUUUUCCGACAUGACACUUUCCUUAAUCUAUUUAUUGUUGAUGAAAUAAAGAUUUUUUCUAAAGGAUUCAGACUCUUUAGGGUCUUUAACCUUUAAGGCAAAAAAACUCGGGUCAGUUUCUUCCUGACCAAAACCAGCGAGAACAGUAAAGUCCCGCUUAAACAUUUACAAAAAUACACAUUAUUGAUGCUUUUAUGGCCAUUGAGCCAUUCAUUUAUAAAAUUAUGGCUUUUAAAUAAUAAAUUAAAUUUGUUACAUUAAUAUUACUUUUGACAGCCGCACAUACAAGCUCCUUUCAAAAUAAAAUAGAUCCAGCGUAAAAUAAGAUCCUCCUGCAGUAGAUUUAUUUGAAAUAAUUACUUGCCUCUAAACAGCAGCAAGACAUAAAAUAAAAAGUUUUAAGUUAUUCUGACAAUAGAUCAAGCUUUUUAACAUCUGACAAAUGCAUUUUGUAAGCAUGGUAAAACGCUCUGGCCCUCUUCAUCAAUUAUGUAUUUGAUAUUAUGUGUUUUAUUAUCAUUAUUUAAAGAUUAAAAAGUUAAAUAGUUUAAAAGAUUUUAAAAAGUUAUUUUUCUUUAAAGCUAAACAGAAGCAAAAAAAUGAGUAAAAAAAGCUGCAAGUAGUCAUUGACAUGAACAUUAAUCUUCUAAUAAGUUUUUAUUAACGGUUUAAGCAUGUGGCUGUUGCAGACUCCUGCUUAGAGCCUAAACUUCAUUUCUUUUACACAUAACCUCUUGCUCUAGAUAGAUCUAGAUCUAUUGGAUACGUUUGUUUUCUUUUACCAAAAUUGCUCUUAAAAAAAAAAGCAAAGCAAUAGUUUACUUUUAUAUUCUUGAAGUGUUGAAAAGGUGAUUAAUCUAAAUGUAGUCAUUUCUGUCAUAUCCAAGGUGUCUGUUUCAUACGUAAUUAGAUUUAGACAAUCAGUGUUUUGUUCUUUCAAACCACAGAAUGUGAAGCCAUUACAACAAAUCUAGUUUUUUUUUUUUUAUCGUAAUCAACAUCAGCUUAAAGUAUUUAAGGACUUAAUGAAAUUUAUUUUCCAUUGACAAUAAAAAAAACACUGGAAAUCCCAAGCUUACACCUUUACGUCUCUUUGUUUUUGCUUUUUUGACUGGAUUCCGGAAACUUCCUGGUAGAAGAUAUAACCCAUAUCUGUGUUUCUGAAUUUCUAAUGUUUUUAGCCACAUUUAGGUGAUUUUUGUUCUUCAUGUUUCUGCAAAGAAUUAUAAAACCUCCAUUAUUUAUUACCUUAUUUUAAAAAAUGGUGUCACAUUGCUUAAUUGUUUCAUGUGUGUUUUACAAACUGGGAUAAUUCCUUUAUAUGAACAAAGUAAUAAUAAACACAUCCAUUUACAAAGACUAUUUUAAUUUCUGAUGUUUUCUCAGUAACUCAUUGACUUCCUAAAAGGGAACUUUGGUUGACAAUGGGUGCUCCAUAUUCAUAUCCUUCCUCCGUGGACUGCUGUACUGUAAUGCAUUGCCUUAUUUUGUGGACUUGAAUCUACAUGUAGAACAUCAACAGUCAUAGACAGUAAAGUCAUAUUUUUGUGAUGUACAAAAACUGUUAUUUCAUCACAUGAAUAGUCAUAGCAGUCUUAUAAUUAGUUUGAUUUGAAUGUAUUUUGUGCCAUAUGAAUAAAGAUAAUUGAACUCAGCUCAUUUGAAUUGUAAAUAAAACCCAGGGUUAACUUUACCAAUUAAAACUUGUUUGAGCAUGUUAAAUUGUGAUUUACUUUCACUAUA
This is a messenger RNA of Oryzias melastigma (Indian medaka), 2814 nucleotides long. RefSeq names its product zinc finger and BTB domain-containing protein 6. The record is from RefSeq and is a predicted model, not a curated record. NCBI's taxonomy places the organism in Eukaryota, Metazoa, Chordata, Actinopteri, Beloniformes, Adrianichthyidae. Gene Ontology annotation, molecular function: RNA polymerase II cis-regulatory region sequence-specific DNA binding; DNA-binding transcription factor activity. The transcript is spliced from 2 exons. Gene Ontology annotation, biological process: regulation of transcription by RNA polymerase II. Bases 86 to 844 code for a protein of 252 amino acids.